Messenger RNA from Truncatella angustata, 3158 nucleotides. RefSeq names its product SNF2 family N-terminal domain-containing protein. The record is from RefSeq and is a predicted model, not a curated record. Gene Ontology annotation, molecular function: ATP-dependent chromatin remodeler activity; ATP binding. Lineage: Eukaryota; Fungi; Ascomycota; Sordariomycetes; Amphisphaeriales; Sporocadaceae. The transcript is spliced from 10 exons. The coding region runs from base 217 to 3036 and encodes 939 amino acids.
CGUCGACCAAGUAGAAAAACUACAUGCACUUGGUCUGGUCUACCGAACAUGCGAAAGUGGUUCGCCUCAAGGCAACGAGGCUAAGUUUGAUAUUGCUACCCGACAUUUCAAUGCUGGGCUUUUUGUACGAUAGCAGCAUGGAAAGGCGUGAGAGUUGGCUUUCGAGCCUCGGCCCACGAAUACUGAGUUCACGUACCUUUUCUGCUACUGCAAACAAUGGCACUUUCAGUGAAGCGCUUAUUGAAUCACGAAUCGUCCGAAGGUGACGGGACCCGGCUGCGAUUUUCUAAUGGCCAUGAUAGUAUCUUAAACCGUAGCGAAGAGCAGACUGGUGGGCCAUUCACCGAGUGGUUCGACCACAUUGAUCUCGGAGGUGAAGGAGUCGAAAAUCCGGCUUUCAAUGCGGAUUUUCAGCAAUGGGCAGACGACACGAUGCCGCGGGGGCGAUAUUCGUCUUCGUCUGCUGACGAUGUCGAAAACGUAGAUAGAGGAGACUCUCAAGACGAGCGCGGUGAUGCAGGAACGGCCCAUGGCACACGCCCUGGAGACAUAUGCUAUGGAAUGCUUCACAAUGUAGAUGUGAAGGUCGUUGGGGACAUGAGUGUGCUUGACGCAAAGCUGAGGCCUACACAAAAUACAACCCUCAACCAACGCUUCCAGCUCAAGGAUAAAACUGAUCAUGUGCAAUUGAGUUUUGCGGAUGGUACCGAAUUUGGCUACUUGCGCGGCAAUUACACAAAAGGUCUAGCAUCCUACCUUGCAUCGCCGACCCUCUACUUCGAGGCAAUUGUUGGCACUGAUACUCUUAGAGAGACUAUUGGUCGCGCGGCAAAACCCUCUGAAGCACUUGUGAGGGUGAAUAUCAACGUGUAUGGCCCGCCGAGUGAGGCAGAUGACGUCGGGGCACGUCUGUCUGAACAUAAGCUGUGGCUGCAAAAACCGGACCACCUUUUCCGUGAUAUUGAAUACAAGAACCCUCAGGUCUUGGAGUUUGAAGACCUCGACUUGAGCUUGUUGGACCAGCCUAUGGAAUUGCUAGAAAGAGGACGGGCCAAACCACGAACCGAGGAGGAUCAUCUCCUCCAAACUGUGCAUCAGGUCUAUAACUCAACAAGAAGACAGGAUGGCCUUGCUCAAAGAGAUGUUAGUGGCCAUUUCAAGACCAAGAUGUUACCGCAUCAAACCAAAGCUUUGAAUUUCAUGAUACAGAGAGAAACUGGAGAAAUCGAUGAAGAGUUUCGGCUCUGGAGAAUGGUCGUAGUGGAAGGUGUCACCAGUUACUCUCACGCAAUCACUAAGAGCAAGUCCAGAGUACGACCAGACGAAAAAGGUGGUGGAAUUCUAGCGGACGAGAUGGGCAUGGGAAAGUCUCUGUGUAUUCUCUCAUUGAUCGUUGAGACCCUCAAGAAUGGAGAAGAAUGGGCCGUAGCAAGAAGAUCGCCAGACGAAAUCAGUCAAGUUAAAGGCCACACCCGUGCAACGCUGAUAGUUGUCUCUUCAGCACUCCUCAUAAACAACUGGUGUAAGGAAAUCGAAGAGCACCUGGAAGAUUCGCUCAAGAUCAUCCGCUACCAUGGCCCAAGCCGCCCGAAAGACAAGACAGGGUUGGAAGCUUUAGAAAAUUCCGACAUAGUCAUAACUACGUACAACACUUUGGCGAAAGAAUUUAGCACAACUGCAAUCAACAGGACAAGUCUGCUGCAUGAAAUCGAGUGGUACAGAGUGGUACUAGACGAAGCGCAUAUCAUCCGACGACAAGCAACCACCUUCCACAGAACCUGUGCGGAGCUCAAGGCGAGAUCCAGAUGGUGCCUUACUGGGACGCCCAUACAGAACAAACUAGAGGACAUCGGUGCACUGUUCUGUUUCAUCAAAGCCAAGCCGUUUGACAGCAUGGCAGUUUUCCGAAGAUACAUCGUCGUUCCUUUCGAACAGAACGAGGACAGGACGGCGAUAGACAGACUCGUCCAGCUAAACGACUCGCUCUGUCUGCGCAGAACGAAAGAACUGCUCGACCUCCCACCUCUGAACGAGUCCGUCAGGCGGCUGGCUCUGAAUGAGGGGGAGCGGAAGCAAUACAACAACACGAAGGAGAUCCUGUUCCGGAAAAUCCGGCAGAAGGCGGGCGAGCAUGAACAGACCAGCAAGUUCGGCAUUUUCCAGGCGAACCUUCAGUUGCGCAUUCUGUGCAACCACGGCACCUUCCAGCAGACGUUCUCGUGGCAGAGCGAGCGUAGCCUGCGGGACAUCAAAGAAGCCAUGUUAUCAGCAAUCGGCGGCAGUGCACAGGUCAACUGCGACGGAUGUGCUCAGCCGAUGCCGGUUCUCGGGUCCAACAAGGUCUACAACAACUUUGCGGAGAAGUGUAAUCAUGUUCUGUGCCUCGAAUGCCUCGACCAGACUGCAGCGGCCAAAGGGUCGGGGUCCGGGCGGCAACAUUGCCCCCUGUGUUUGGUUUUCAACAAGGAGGCUGUCGACAUCGAGAUGACCGACGACAGCCAAGGGUCCAGGGGAGAUGACGGCGAGCUCGAUGAUGCCCAUUACUUCCGCGUCGGAGGCCACUCGACCAAGAUGAACGCGCUCAUAUCAGAUGUCGAAGAGGACUUGAAUAAGACGAAAAGUAUCAUCUUCUCCUGCUGGACGCGCACGCUGAACCUGGUGGCCAAGCAUUUGGAGCGCGCCAAUAUCCCCUUCUCUCGGAUCGACGGGGAGUGCCCUUUAUCCAAGAGACAGAAAAUCCUCGACGACUUCGAGAAAAAGUCAGGCAAUCCAGUCCUAAUCAUGACGACGGGCACGGGGGCCUUUGGUUUAAAUUUAACAUGCGCGAACCGUGUUUUUAUCGUGGAGCUGCAGUGGAAUCCCAGUGUCGAGAGCCAGGCCAUCGCUAGAGCCAUUCGUCUCGGUCAGGAUCGGCAUGUCUCUGUCAUUCGAUACAUCAUGAUCGACACUGUUGAGCAGGACAUGCAAUCGCAGCAGCAACGUAAGUUGAGGAUGGCGCAGAAAGGUUUCGAAGGUGUAAUGGAUGUAGAGGAAUGAUCCCUGCAAGAGGCACAAGGAUUGGGUUGCUUAUUCACGAUGGGGCAGGUUGUCAAAAUAAAACAAAAAACUGGAAAUAAGAAGCACGUAUUUGUUAGUGGUUUGGGUAAUAGAUAUAUAAU